GAAAAACACACUCGCUUCUACCACUUUUGAUGUCGGCAUAAUCCUUAAAUAAAAAGCUCAGCAGGAAGAAAGAAGCUCUCACUUGUAGCAUAUGGGGACAUUUGCUUAGAUCUCAAUAACUCUGAGUGAAGUGAGAGUAUUUUUUUCUUGUCAAGUGACUGAUUUAGGAGCCAGACGUGCUGACCUCGGAAAAUGGAACUGUUGCUACCUGGUCUGAAAUAAAUACAUUGUAUAUUCUAAUUGGAGAGAGAUGUAACUAAAAGCAACUCCUCUUCCAAUUGGGCAUUCCUACAAAUUUUAAAAGAAGGGAUUAAGCCUCAAGGACAAGGAACCAUCGAUGUUUGUCUUCAGUGCACUUUCCAUUUUGAUGCCAAAGCCAGUCCCUUAUUUCAUAAAACUCUGAAAUAUGUAAAAUCCAUUCCUAGGAUACUGGGACCUCUCCUUUCAGUCUUUGGGGAAGUGGUGCAGCUCCCUUCAGUGGCAAUCAGACUCUUGUCAGUCCAAUUAUUCCUAUUUUUGCCAGGUCUCCAUGUGGAGCUCCACUAUGGAUCUAGUGUUUCUGGUUAUCAAUGGCUUGGGAAUGAUUUUGGAUCUCUUGGUUGUCUUGCUGGAUGUCAACUUCUUCCUCUUUUCCACACUAGUGUCCUUCCUCGUAUGGCUCAUUGCAUUUGUUUAUAGCCUGCCCAAUACCUUGGUUGCUUGUGUGAUCCAGUGCUGGAAUGGGACUACGUUAUCCUUGCUAUGCAUAGCCGAGGUUGUAUUAUUGACUCUGGGCUCUGUGCACACCAUCGUCAACAUGCUGCGGGGCUUCUUCUCCAGCAUGGAGAGCUUGAAAGUAGUGGGCCACCUGUCCACCCACCUGACGCUUAAAAGCAAAGAAAUUAUGCACCGUGGUUUCUGGAACCUGGUUGGAUCUGGCCAGUCACUUCUCAGGCAAGUGUGUGAAGUGUGUGCCAUCGUCAUGAGCCUUGUGGCUUACUUCGUUAACAGCAUCAUCAACAUCUGCCUCAUUGGAACCCAGAACCUUUUCUCUCUGGGACUGGCCCUGUGGGAAACUGUUGUUGGCCCCUUUCUGAGGGUCACCGAUAUUUUUGCAGCUUUUGUUGCACGGCUGUCCAGCAGUGCCAUCGCUAUGGCCAUCCUCCUGUGGACUCCCUGCCAGUUAGCGUUUGAUCUGGUGGCCUCUGGGAGCAAGCUGCUGCUUAAUGUUUUCUUCCUCAACCUCUAUGGUUUGAUGUUGCUGUCUGUGAUUCUUGCCACCAGCAUCUUAAUCCUCAACCCUCAGCUGACCGUGACACUGGCAAGCCAAAUGUCUGGCUAUUUAAACACCAUGCCUUCUUACCAGCGCCUGCUCAGAGACAUGCGCCGCCUGUAUCAGAUUGUACUCUUGUCAUUGGAGAUGGUCUUGAGCUCGCAAGCUUGGCGCAGGUUAGCUGACUGGAGCCUCCAGAUGGCUAGCUGGAACAGAGGUGGCAGGGGAGGAAACCACCAUGUGGAACAAGAGCAACAGCUUUUGAUUGAGGGCAACCAAGAAAGGCAAGGAGGACCGGCUGUAGUUCAGGGACCAGCUCCUCCUGGAGCAACUCAUCCAAGAAGACAAGGGCCACCUGUGACCAAUCAGCAGGCUGUACCCCGUGCCCGCCAAACAUGGCAGGCAGCAGCUCGAGGGAGCAGGAACCAGCACAGAACAGAAGAUGAUCUGGAAUCAACUACACAACGGAGUCUGCAGUCAGGGCAGCACCUGCAGCCUCCUGGUGAAGGACCAAGCACAUCACAUGCCAAACCUAGAACAAAAGAGCAGCUUAAUGCUCUGGAGGACGACGAUGACCCAUGGCUUCUUCUCAAAGAACAAGAAGAGCGGAAGAAAUGUGUCAUCUGCCAGGACCAAACAAAGACAGUUUUGCUACUUCCCUGCCGGCAUCUUUGCCUCUGCCAACAAUGCACUGAAAUCCUGCUGCAGCAGGCCAUAUACCAGCGCAACUGCCCACUCUGCCGGCAGAUGAUCCUGCAGACUCUCAAUGUCUACCUGUGACCUAUGUGGAGGGGAUAGCUUUUUCCACAUUCCUUCAAGCUUUCCAUGUGCGUUGGCCAAAGCAUGUGGGGCUGCUGGCAUUUUGUACCUGCUGCUUUCUAUGGCAGCUGGUUGACAGCAGCUUUAUGCUGAUUGUUGAUAUUGGCAAUGGCUACCCUUUUUAUUUCCAAAGAACUAUUGCAGUCAGUGCAGCUUGGAAAUACUAUGGAUGGUUUCUAUGCACCUCUGUUUUCAUUUUCUUGUUGCUGCCACUAGCCGAUCACAGUAAUCAUCUAGAACUUGCUGUUGCUAAAGAUGUUGAGCCAUCAUGGUGAAUAUACAAAAGUGUGGCUUUAAAAAAACAACAACUGGUAACAUGUCAGCCAGAAGCUGACAAGUAAUUAAGGUAGAUUUCUGGUAAGGAGCUACCUGUUGCAAAGAGAGCGGGUGCUGAAAUUGUAGAUUUUUUGGGGUUUCCUAUAACUUAGCAUGUAAACAACAACAACAACAACCCAUAGCAGGCUUGUUUGGUAAACACUUGUGAAAAAUAUGUUAAUCCUUCCCUCAUUCUUUUAUUGGGGGUAUGAAACAAUAUUCUCACCCCAGAAUUUCUUUCUAGAGCAGAAGAAUGUUCCUGGACUACAGCUCCUGUAAUCCCUGACCAUCAGCCAUGCUGACUAGGCUGAUGGGAGUUGGAGUCCAAUAACGUCUAGAGAGCCAUAAGUUUCCCACCUAUGUUAUAAUAGUGAGACUUCAGCAACCUGAAACUGACCAGAAGGUUAGUUUCAUGUUUCUCUUCAGAAUAUUGUCUAGUUACCUUAACAUGUAUUUGUGCAUUCUGUAGUAGGAAAGUUCAUACUUCCAAGCACUGGUGUGUAGAUUUCUGACAGGUGCUAAUACAUAGAAAGGCUCACUAAUUUAGCUUGCACUUUUAAAAACCAUGCACCACGGAAUUCCUACUUUCAAGAAGUACUUCGCAAUACCCAGUGAGCAUCUUUUUGAUGUGUAAUUUUGAAAGAGCUGUGGCAGCACUGUCAUUUCUCACCCCCCUCCAGGUUUUCUGUGCUCAUUUGUUUCAAGACUUCAUAUAAAAAGCAAGCUGGACACCAAAUGUGCAGCUGUGGAGCACAGAGACACCACACACAGUAGUUCACUAGCAAGCUGAAGUCAGGAUCCUCUUGUUUCUGCUGGCAUGCAACUUCCACAGGUCACCUAUGCAAAACUAUUACAUUCCAGCUUUAUUGCACAACUGAUUGAUUGAUAUAUAUUUUCACUCUUUGGGGUCCAGUUGGGGAAAGCUAUAUGUAACCAAAUAUAGUCGUAACAAGUGGCAAGCCUCUUAUCAACAGUGCUGGAGACUGCAUGGUUUGACUCCAGGCAAUGUUAAGUCUC
Molecule: messenger RNA, 3403 nt
Organism: Lacerta agilis (Sand lizard)
Lineage: Eukaryota; Metazoa; Chordata; Lepidosauria; Squamata; Lacertidae
Product: E3 ubiquitin-protein ligase RNF26-like
Biological process (GO): protein ubiquitination; ubiquitin-dependent protein catabolic process
Molecular function (GO): ubiquitin protein ligase activity
Source: RefSeq, a predicted model, not a curated record